UAGUUUGUCCUGGUUCACUUCUCUGCAGAAUGAUUUUUAGAGCACCAGAUGCUUCAAAGCUUUUAUCCUGAGGAAGGUCCAGGACCUGUCAAGUUUGAGGAUAAAAACAGAUUGGCUGUUAAUGAGCAUAUCAUCCAGGAUGUGGUGACUGACGCAAAUCCCAAGGAGGAAUCCACAGCUGAUUCAAAAGGCGACAUGAAAGGAGCCAAGAAACGGACGGUGUCCUGUUAUAUGUCCAAGCUGAAGGUGUUUCUGGUGGCAUUAUUUUUUGCAUACCUGGCCAAGACCAUGUCUGGGGCGUACAUGAACAGCAUGCUCACACAGAUUGAAAGGCGGUUCAACAUCCCGGCCUCACUGGUUGGAGUUAUCAAUGGAAGCUUUGAAAUCGGUAACUUGCUGGUGAUUGCCUUUGUGAGUUAUUUGGGAUCCAAACUUCACAGGCCACGCAUGAUUGCUCUUGGUUGUGCAGUGAUGGGUUUGGGAUGCUUCUUGAUAUCACUGCCUCACUUCUUGAUGGGAAGGUACCAGUAUGAAAACACUGCUUCUUUAGUGGAAAACUCUUCUUCUUUAAGUAUGGCUCUCUGCCUUGCAAAUCAAAGCCAAUUUUCCCUUGCUAGUGAACAGCCCUUAGAAGAAUGUAACAAACAAGCUGGAUCCUUGAUGUGGGUGUUUGUGAUGGUGGGAAACAUCAUUCGAGGAGUGGGCAAAACUCCCAUCACGCCUUUAGGCAUUUCAUUCGUGGAGGAUUUUGCAAGAAGUGAAAAUUCUCCCUUCUAUAUUGGCUGCCUACAGAUAGCUACUGUCUUGGGUCCUUUAUUGGGCUUAAUGAUCGGUUCCUAUUGUGCCCAGCUGUAUGUCGAUUUUGGAUUCAUAGACCUAGAGGAAGUAACAUUAAGUCUCACAGAUGCUCGCUGGGUUGGGGCCUGGUGGUUGGGAGUCCUCAUAUGUGCCGCCGUGAACUUCCUCGUCGCAGUUCCCUUCUGCUUCGUGCCCAAGUCCCUCCCGAAGGAAGGGGAGGAAAAGAGCACUGACAUAUCACCCAAAGGUACUACGUCAUUUCUAGCAACAGAAAAUACCAGCCAUGCCAAAGUGAAUGUCCGUGAAAUCGCUAAAGAUUUCAUCCCUUACCUGAAAAGUCUAGUUCACAACCCAAUUUAUAUGCUUUUCUUAUGCAUCACUGUCAUACAGUUCAAUGCUUACAUUGGGAUGGUUACAUUUAUGCCAAAAUAUCUGGAGCAGCAGUACGGAAUUUCUGCAUCUGAUGCAAUUUUUUUAAUAGCUGUUUAUAAUUUACCAGUUAUAUGCGCUGGAUAUUUCUUUGGCAGCCUGAUGAUGAAAAAAUUCAAGAUAAGCACGUACAAAGCUGCCCACAUUGGCUUUUGGAGUUCUGUGACAGAGUACCUUCUCUAUUUCACUGCCUUUUUCCUGGUCUGUAAAAAUGCUUCUGUUGCGGGCCUAACUGUCUCCUAUGAAGGGAUAGAUCAACUCUCCUAUGUGGAAACAACUUUGUAUACUGACUGUAACCGUGGUUGUAACUGCUCCACCAAGCUGUGGGACCCCGUUUGCGGAGACAAUGGGAUAGCGUAUGUUUCAGCGUGUCUUGCGGGGUGCGAAGUAUCGAAUGGAACUGGAAAACAUACAGCACUUAGAAAUUGCUCCUGUAUUGCAUCACCAGGAUUUCCAUUUGGAAAUGGCUCAGCCAUCCCAGGCCAGUGUAGUAGAGAAGAAAGCUGUGGAACAAUGUUGCACUACUAUUUAAUUUUGUCCUUAGUCUGCUGUUUAAUUUAUUCGUUUGGAGCCAUGCCAGGUUACAUGGUCCUAAUAAGAUCCUUAAAGCCCGAGGAGAAGUCAUUUGGUGUGGGACUCCAUUCCUUGGUUGAAAGAGUUUUCGCUGGCAUCCCGUCGCCUAUUUAUUAUGGAGCUAUGAUUGACACCACAUGCUUGAAAUGGGGAACCAAGAGUUGCGGUGGUGAAGGAGCCUGUCGGAUGUACGAUUCAGACAUGUACAGAUUGCUGUACCUCGGUCUGUCUUCAGUUCUCCGUGCGAUCUCGUACAUCCCUUGUGCCUUCGUACUACUCAUUUUGAGGAAACAGAACAGGAACUGGACAAACGAGAACAUAGAGUUAGAAGCCAAAGAAGAAAAUGGGACAGUGGAACAGAAAGACAUGCCAGAAGCUCAAAAUGCGACACAUUUGCAGCAAGAGACAAUAGAGAUGAAAGACUGCAGAAACACGGACUUGUGAAGGAAAAAAAAAGGAUCAGUGGUAUUUAGAAUAAGGGAUUGUAUUCAAAAGGUUGUAUUCAAGAUGAGUGAUGGAGGUGUAGGUCCUUAAUUUUGUCCAUGUCACCUUUAGUGGUCCUCCCAAAUAUAAACAUUUCAUGCAAGGGGCAGUGGAAGAUUAUUUAUGUUGCUAUUUUGCUUCCAUUGCCAAAGUUGUAUGUUGGACUAUGAUGUGUAUGUUUGCCAACUU
Messenger RNA from Pogona vitticeps (central bearded dragon), 2472 nucleotides. RefSeq names its product solute carrier organic anion transporter family member 1A2 (gene SLCO1A2). NCBI's taxonomy places the organism in Eukaryota, Metazoa, Chordata, Lepidosauria, Squamata, Agamidae. Gene Ontology annotation, molecular function: bile acid transmembrane transporter activity; protein binding. The record is from RefSeq and is a predicted model, not a curated record. Gene Ontology annotation, cellular component: basolateral plasma membrane. Gene Ontology annotation, biological process: bile acid and bile salt transport; sodium-independent organic anion transport; transmembrane transport.